Molecule: messenger RNA, 1397 nt
Organism: Moneuplotes crassus
Lineage: Eukaryota; Ciliophora; Spirotrichea; Euplotida; Euplotidae
Source: the annotation of a GenBank genome assembly
UAAUUAUAACUAAAAUUAACAUGGCUGCCAAAGAUCUGAGGAUAGCCUUCGCUCUCUUACUGCUUCUCAUCGCAGUGGUGACCACCAAUGCAAUCAAGAAUAAUAAAGUUACUAGAAAUGUACAAUUGGGACACAAUUACUAUCUACAAGAAACUAUUAUUGAAUUUACAAAUAAUGAAGAGCAAGAUAUCCAGGAAUAUAUCUUACUUGUUGACAAGGAUAAUAUCGAUGGCUUAGUCUAUAUCGAAGUGGAAUUGGAUAGAAAAGUGGCUAAUGUUGCUAGAGACGACUCUUUUGAGAUCCCUAGUCAAGAUUUCAUCCCCUUUAGAGUCGAUAUCGGAACCUUGGAAGCAAAUGGGAAACAAAGAUUUAUUGUGAAAGAAGUUUAUUCAAACAGGAAAGCCCCUUAUUCUACAACUAUGAAAAUGAGGGAUGUUCCCCAGCUGAGAAUAAUUGAUGAUGCUUAUUAUCCAACUCUUUAUGAAACAGGCAAAAUGAAGUCUACCUUUGAGUGCAAUGAAUGUCACUCUUUGAAAGCUACAGAAAUAGAGAAUACUGAUACGAGAUCUAAAAAGGUUAAAUAUGGAACAUACAAAAAUGUCAAGCCUUUACAAUCUUCUGCUAUAUAUAUUCUAAUUAAAAUUGAUCUCCCACAGCCAGUCUUCACCAGUGUGAAGAGAGAUGUGACCAUUUCCCAUUGGUCAUCUAUUGAUGUUGAGGAGCAAUACAACCUGAAAAAUCAGAUCCCUGCUCUUGACGGUGGUUUUAGUAGAGUUGCUUAUAACCCAGCAACCAUUAAAUAUGCGGUCACUGAUCUCUAUUGAGAGCUUCCUUCAGAUAUUACUGAGCUUUAUUAUACAGAUGAGAUUGGUAAUAUCACCACCUCUCAUGCUAGAAGAGACUCUGAUGGUGUCAAGUUCUCUAUCGAACCUAGAUUCCCGGUUAUGGGUGGCUGGAAAACAUACUGGCAACAAGGAUAUAAACUUCCAAAGGAUUCAUAUAUUAUGGGAACUGGCAACCCAGAGGAAUUUGAAGUGAAAAUCAGCUUCUCACAUCCAUUUGAAGACAUCAUUGCUGAAAAUUUUGAAUUCUCAAUAACUCUUCCAGAAGGUGCCACUGAUACAAGGCUUGAUAUCCCAUUUGAGAUGGAAAGUAUCAAAAAUGAGACUGUUUACAGAUAUCUAGAUCUCUCCGGAAGAGAGAAAAUAAUCAUGAAAAGAAGAAAUGUGCUAGAGAGAGUUCACGAUAAGAACGUCCGAGUGACUUACAGACUUCCACAAUCUCGCCAUUUCAUUAAGCCUGUGAUUCUCGUGGUGUAUAUAUUUAUUCUUUUGUUUUUCUUGCAGCAGAUAUGGAGAUGUUCUUCUGAAUCUGGCUCUAAAGCUAAGAAAGAAUAA